AUGAGUCCCCUAUUUCCAAAAGCGGCUAAAUUCCGUCAACGUGUGCUUGCCAAGGCGUGGAAGCAAAAAAGUGAAGAACUCGAAUUGGAAUACUAUAAGGCUGUAAUGAAUAAUCAACAAAGUUUAACACAAGCAGAAGAAAAUGCCGAUGAGAAUAGUGUGUGCUUUCCUAAUACUGAGUGUAGUUUUGAAGCUGAUGUUGUAUGAUUGUUUUUAAUAUUCGUUUUUAAUAAAAAGGACUAUUUACUUUUUAAGUUGAGUUUUAAGGCUAUGUAUUCGAAACAGUUUAGAAGAAAAAAUGUAUUAUUUUCUUUUUGCUACUUAUUGUUAUAUUAGUGAUUUAAUGUUAAUACAUCAGAAAAGAGUUCAC
This is a messenger RNA of Acanthoscelides obtectus, 370 nucleotides long. The record is from the annotation of a GenBank genome assembly. NCBI's taxonomy places the organism in Eukaryota, Metazoa, Arthropoda, Insecta, Coleoptera, Chrysomelidae.